Messenger RNA from Elaeis guineensis (African oil palm), 3150 nucleotides. RefSeq names its product putative chloride channel-like protein CLC-g. Gene Ontology annotation, molecular function: voltage-gated chloride channel activity. Gene Ontology annotation, biological process: transmembrane transport; chloride transport. Gene Ontology annotation, cellular component: plant-type vacuole membrane; intracellular membrane-bounded organelle. The record is from RefSeq and is a predicted model, not a curated record. Lineage: Eukaryota; Viridiplantae; Streptophyta; Magnoliopsida; Arecales; Arecaceae.
UUGGCACAUCCCAUGCACCCCAUUUCCUGCCGCCCACCAAUUACCCCACUUUAACCGUCAAAUCCCGUCCUCCCGGUAUCUCCGACCCAUCCCCUUCUCCGCCGCGCUCCCCCCUCUCUCGUACGACCCCCCGACUCCACCCGGUUCUUCCGCCCAGCUUCUCUUCUCUCCCCGUACUCCCAAUACCCGCACAGACGAAGCCUCCUUCAAAAGAAGGUAGUAAGUAGUACAAGAGACUUAGAGAGAAGAGAAGAGAAGAACGACUCGGAUCCACUGUCAUGGCGACGGCGGCGGUGGUGGCGGAGGAGGAGGAGGAGAUGCUGCUCGACGAGCAGCACCGCAUCAACCUGCUGCGGUUGGCGUCGAACACGACAUCCCAAGUGGCCAUCGUCGGCGCCCACGUGUGUCCGAUCGAGAGCCUCGACUACGAGCUCAUCGAGAACGAGUUCUUCAAGCAGGACUGGCGGAGCCGCGGCCGUGCCUACAUCUUCCGCUACGUUACCCUUAAGUGGUCCCUCUGCUUCCUCAUCGGCGCCCUCGCCGGCGCCGUCGGCUUCUUCAACAACCUCGCCGUUGAGAACAUAGCCGGCGUCAAGUUCGUCGUUACCUCCAACAUGAUGCUCUCUCGGAAGUAUGGAUGGGCGUUUGCGGUCUUUGCUGGGUCGAAUUUCGUGCUCACGAUGUUCGCAUCGGUCAUCACGGCUUACAUGGCGCCGGCGGCGGCCGGAUCGGGCAUACCGGAAGUGAAGGCCUAUCUGAAUGGCGUGGACGCGCCGGGUAUAUUCUCGCUGAGGACUCUGGUUGUCAAGGUAGUGGGUUGCAUUGCUGCAGUGUCAUCAUCUCUCCAUGUGGGCAAGGCAGGCCCAAUGGUGCAUACAGGGGCAUGCAUAGCAUCUAUACUCGGGCAGGGCGGGUCCCGUAAAUACCACUUGACAUGUAAAUGGCUGAGGUAUUUCAAGAAUGACAGAGACCGGCGGGAUCUGGUUACUUGUGGGGCUGGUGCCGGGGUUGCUGCUGCUUUCCGAGCUCCUGUUGGUGGUGUUCUUUUUGCCCUUGAAUCUGUAUCAUCAUGGUGGAGAAGUGCCCUACUUUGGAGGGCAUUCUUCACUGCAGCUGUAGUUGCUGUUGUGCUUAGGGCGCUGAUAGACAUAUGUAAAAGUGGCAAAUGUGGUUUGUUUGGUAAGGGUGGGCUUAUAAUGUUUGACGUGACUUCAGAUACAGUUGCUUAUCACUUGGUGGACUUGCCACCAGUGAUCCUUUUAGGAAUCAUCGGAGGAAUAUUGGGGAGCUUCUACAAUUUUCUCCUGGAAAAGGUUCUUCGAAUCUACAAUCUUAUCAAUGAGAAGGGCACUGGCUACAAAUUGCUUCUUGCUGCCACAAUUUCCAUAUUCACAUCCUGUUGCCUUUUCGGACUACCAUGGCUUGCAUCAUGUAGAUCUUGCCCGGCUGACUUAUCAGAAGAUUGCCCAUCAAUAGGCAGGUCGGGUAAUUUCAAGAAGUUCCAGUGCCCACCUGACCAAUACAAUGAUCUGGCUAGCUUAUUUUUCAACACUAAUGAUGACACAAUUAGAAACCUCUAUAGUGCUGGCACAGAUGCUGUGUUCCAAAAAUCUUCGAUCUUGUUGUUUUUUGUUACCUCUUAUUUCCUAGGAAUUAUGAGCUAUGGUCUCGUUGCUCCUUCUGGCCUCUUUGUUCCAGUCAUUCUGACAGGUGCGACAUAUGGACGCCUUGUUGGGAUUCUUAUGGGUAAACACUCAACUCUGGACCAUGGACUUUUUGCAGUCCUUGGAUCUGCUUCCCUUCUAGGUGGAUCGAUGAGAAUGACUGUUUCUGUAUGUGUGAUCCUCCUAGAAUUGACCAACAAUCUCCUUUUGCUUCCCCUGGUCAUGCUUGUUUUGCUCAUAUCCAAAACUGUGGCCGACACUUUUAAUGCAAACAUCUACGAUCUGAUUGUCAAAUUGAAGGGUCUGCCUUAUCUUGAAGCCCAUGCAGAACCCUACAUGAGGCAGCUCACAGUAAGUGAUGUCGUCACUGGUCCUUUGCAGACAUUUCAUGGUGUGGAGAAAGUGGGUAAUAUAGUCCAUGUUCUGAAAACAACUGGUCAUCAUGGAUUCCCUGUUAUAGAUGAGCCUCCUUUUUCUGACUCGCCAGUGCUAUUUGGCCUAAUUCUUCGUGCACACCUACUUGUCUUAUUAAAGAAGAAAGAGUUUCUUCAUACUUGUGCACUCUCAAGUUUUGAUGCUUCAAAACCGUUCUCUGCUGAUGAUUUUGCCAAGCGUGGCUCUGGCAAGCAUGACAGCAUUGACGAUAUAGAGCUGACUGUGGAAGAGAUGGAAAUGUACAUUGAUUUGCAUCCAUUUACAAACACUUCACCCUACACUGUCGUUGAGACUAUGUCAUUGGCAAAAGCUCUCAUACUUUUCCGUGAAGUUGGUCUAAGGCACCUCUUGGUUGUUCCAAAGUCCUCUUCGAGGGCACCUGUAGUUGGCAUACUGACAAGGCAUGAUUUCAUGCCUGAGCAUAUCUUGGGACUGCAUCCUUUCCUGCUGAAGAGCAGAUGGAAGAGACUGCGGUUUGGAAAGUCCACCAUUAUCAAAUUUUUUAGCAGCCUCUGUUAGCAGUGGGACAUAAAAGUUAGAUUUUCAGAAUAAUGGUAAGGCCUCAGAUUUUCUUACUCCGGUUGGUGAAUAUCUAACACUUUGCGUUAUCCUUUCACAUGUUGGAGAUUGAAGGAAGCAAGUCACGGUGCAGCGUCCAAGAAUUCUUUCAAAGAUUUUCCAUGUAUGCAGAGUCAAUAUCAAGCUAUUUGAGGAAGCAGAUGCAAGACAAAACAGAUAUAUGUUUCUCCUUCUAAAGUGCCUUGGGAGAUGUAUGCUCAAUUGUAUCAUACAGGAUUCGGCACCACUCUUAGUUUACAUAUUCGCUGCAAGUUAAAAUUUUUUUACAGAGGGCAUUUGUUAUUCAAUCAGUUAGUUAACUCGGGUUGGUUCUUAGCCUGGUACAUUUUUGAUAGCAAGUAGUACCACAAGGUAAUCUGAUCAUCACCAGAUUGCAUUCCAUUCCACUUCUAUGCUUUCUUGAGUCUCAUAGUGGAGUUUUUAUGUCCAAAACUUCGACUUUUAGAUGAUAGUUUUUGUCAUAUAUCAGUGA